Messenger RNA from Drosophila guanche, 826 nucleotides. Its product is annotated as pseudouridine-5'-phosphatase. The transcript is spliced from 2 exons. Bases 89 to 811 code for a protein of 240 amino acids. NCBI's taxonomy places the organism in Eukaryota, Metazoa, Arthropoda, Insecta, Diptera, Drosophilidae. Gene Ontology annotation, molecular function: phosphatase activity. The record is from RefSeq and is a predicted model, not a curated record.
UUAAUUUUCAAAUUACCUAAGUCUGAGCCUUGUAGCAUGUCGUAGUGGAUGGCCAGAGAGCGGUCCGAGGAGAGGAGAACCGGACAAUAUGGCUGCUAAGUCCAGCUACAAGCCCGUCACGCACAUCAUUUUCGACAGUGAUGGGACGGUUAUGGACACCGAAAACAUCUACACGGAUGCCAUAAACGAGAUCGUCGAACCCUUCGGCAAAAGCUACACCUACGAGAUGAAGCUGCGCUACAUGGGCAUGCCGGCGCUGCAGUCUGCUCAAAAGUUGGUCACGGAGCUGCAGCUGCCGCUGUCCCCCGAGAAGUACCUCAAGAUAUUCGACGCUGUGGUGCUCAGGCGCAUUCAGAACGUGAAACUAAUGCCGGGGGUCAAGGACUUUAUACUCCAUAUGCACGAUCAUCGCAUACCCAUGGCCAUUGCCACGAGCUCGGUGCGUGCCGCUUUCGAUGUGAAGUCGACGCCGCACAGGAGCCUCUUGCCCGCUCUCCACCACGUGGUCUGUGGCAAUGAUCCAGAGCUGCAGCCGGGCAGGGGCAAGCCACUGCCGGACAUCUUUCUGCUGGCCGCCUCUCGCUUCCAUCCUGCGCCCGAGCCCAGCAAGUGUCUCGUGUUCGAGGACUCGCCCAACGGACUGCGGGCGGGCAUUGCGGCUGGCAUGCAGGUGGUGCUCAUACCCGAUCCCCGAGUGCCCGCACAGCUGCGACGUGGCGCCACUCAGGUGCUUGAUUCGAUGGCGGACUUUAAGCCGCAACUUUUCGGUCUGCCCCACUACGACACGUGCUCAAAGUUUGAGUUUGGCUAACGGACACACAGCACA